AUGUACAUUGACCCUAGCAAAACAAUAAUGGCACCAUAUAGCCAAGCUAAUGAAUUGGUAUUUGGACAGAAUUCAGGACAUCAGUGUGUUACAAUGAGUUUAUGCUCUUUGAUUUACAAUAACAAACAGGGAAUCAAUUCUGCUCAUGAUCUUGUGUCAAUAAUGAAUACUGGAAAUCAGUUGUAUUCAAGUUUGUCUCGGUUAACCAGGCAAUCAUUUUUAAUGCAGACAGAAUUACCCACACUUUUAAAUGUGUUCGAGACUGACUAUGAACUUCAAUACAGUGAGAGAUACACUGGUACUAUUCAUCAAGAAGCUACAAUAGAAGGAUAUCAGUACUGUACCUCCUUAGAUAGAGCCUUUCAAUCACUUAUAUCUGAAAAUUUCAACAAUUUUGUCUUGACAAUAGGAUGUACUGCAGUUGCUAUCUAUUGUCAAGGUAAUGUGGGCUUGAAUAUUCGAUUCUUGUGCAAGGGAUAUUUAUGGUAG
This is a messenger RNA of Pocillopora meandrina, 489 nucleotides long. The record is from the annotation of a GenBank genome assembly. NCBI's taxonomy places the organism in Eukaryota, Metazoa, Cnidaria, Anthozoa, Scleractinia, Pocilloporidae.